Molecule: messenger RNA, 4885 nt
Organism: Onychostruthus taczanowskii (white-rumped snowfinch)
Lineage: Eukaryota; Metazoa; Chordata; Aves; Passeriformes; Passeridae
Gene: RALGPS2
Product: Ral GEF with PH domain and SH3 binding motif 2
Exons: 20
Coding region: 260-2014 (584 amino acids)
Biological process (GO): Ras protein signal transduction; positive regulation of GTPase activity
Cellular component (GO): plasma membrane
Molecular function (GO): guanyl-nucleotide exchange factor activity
Source: RefSeq, a predicted model, not a curated record
CCCCCACGCCGUGUGUGUGAGUGUGUGUGUGUGUGUGUGUGUGAGUGAGUGUGUGGGGCAGUGUGGCCGCGGCCGCCCCGCGCCCGCGGAGCCGGCGGCGCGCAGGGACCCGCGCAGACACCGCAGCCCCUCCGGCAGCACCUCCGAGCGGCCGCCCCGCCGUCAUCCAUCCCCCCUCUCGCAGGAAUGGUUAUUGGGUUGCCUUGGAGAUGAUCCUGCUGCUGUAAAUGUAGGGCCGAAGAUUAAUGGUGUGGGCAGUAUGGAGCUGAUGAACGGACAGUCCAGUGGUGUUAACAUUGCAGCUACUGCUUCAGAGAAGAGUAGCAGCUCCGAGUCCUUGAGUGACAAGGGUUCAGCUGAACUGAAGAAGAGCUUUGAUGCAGUGGUAUUUGAUGUUCUAAAGGUCACACCAGAGGAAUAUGCGGGUCAAAUAACACUAAUGGAUGUGCCUGUAUUUAAAGCAAUUCAGCCAGAGGAGCUGGCAAGCUGUGGCUGGAAUAAAAAAGAGAAAUACAGUUCUGCACCCAAUGCUGUUGCUUUCACCAGAAGAUUCAAUCAUGUAAGCUUCUGGGUUGUUAGAGAGAUUCUGCAUGCACAGACUUUAAAAAUACGAGCUGAGGUUUUGAGCCACUACAUCAAAACUGCAAAGAAGCUGUAUGAGCUGAACAACCUCCAUGCCCUCAUGGCAGUGGUGUCAGGCCUCCAGAGUGCUCCCAUCUUCAGGCUGACCAAGACGUGGGCGUUACUGAGUCGGAAGGAUAAAGCCACCUUUGACAAGCUGGAAUAUGUUAUGAGUAAAGAAGAUAAUUACAAAAGGCUCAGAGACUAUAUCAGCAGCUUGAAGAUGACUCCCUGUAUUCCCUACUUAGGUAUUUAUCUGUCAGACUUGACCUAUAUUGACUCUGCCUACCCCUCAACAGCAAGCAUUCUGGAAAGUGAGCAAAGAACAAAUUUAAUGAACAAUAUUCUUCGAAUUAUCUCAGAUUUGCAGCAGUCGUGUGAAUAUGAUAUUCCUAUGUUGCCUCAUGUCCAAAAAUAUCUCAACUCAGUUCAGUACAUAGAAGAACUGCAGAAGUUUGUAGAAGAUGACAAUUACAAACUUUCAUUAAAGAUAGAACCAGGGACCAGCACGCCCCACUCUGCUGCUUCCAGAGAAGAUUUAGUAGGCUCUGAAGUUGGAGCAUCUCCACAAAGUGGAAGGAAAACUGUUGCGGCUGAAGGAGCCUUGCUACCACCAACACCCCCUUCACCUCGGAACCUGAUACCCCAUGGACAUAGGAAAUGUCACAGCCUGGGAUACAAUUUCAUACACAAAAUGAACACGGCGGAAUUUAAAAGCGCGACAUUCCCCAACGCGGGACCGCGGCACCUGCUGGAUGACAGCGUCAUGGAGCCCCACGUCCCCUCCCGAGGGCAGGCUGAGAGCUCCACCCUGUCCAGUGGAAUUUCAAUAGGUAGCAGUGAUGGUUCUGAACUCAGUGAAGAGACUUCCUGGCCAGCAUUUGAAAGGAACAGGUUGUACCAUUCUCUCGGUCCGGGGACAAGAGUGUCACGAAAUGGCCAUCGAGGCCACAUGAAGGCCAGCAGCUCCCUAGAAUCUGAAGAUUUGGCUGUUCAUUUGUAUCCAGGAGCAGUUACUAUUCAAGGUGUUCUCAGGAGGAAGACUUUGUUGAAAGAAGGCAAAAAACCUACAGUAGCAUCUUGGACAAAAUACUGGGUAGCACUGUGUGGAACCCAUCUCUUCUACUACGCUGCAAAAUCCCUGAAGGCUACAGAGAGAAAACAUUUCAAAUCCACGCCCAGUAAGAGUGUCUCAGUGGUGGGCUGGAUGGUGAUGAUGGCAGAUGACCCUGAGCAUCCAGAUCUCUUCUUAUUGACUGAUUCUGAGAAGGGAAAUUCAUAUAAAUUUCAAGCUGGAAACAGAAUGAAUGCAAUGCUCUGGUUUAAACACCUGAGUGCUGCCUGCCAAAGCAACAGACAACAGGUUCCUGCCAACUUGAUGACCUUUGAAUAACAGGCAAAUUCAAAACAAUAAAAAAGGACAAUUUGAGCCAUCUCAUAAUUGAGAAACAAGGUCCUAAUGAAAAAUGUGCCAGCUGUAUUCUGUGCCACAACAGAACCUGUCAACUCGAUCUCUGAACUCUGGAGCCCUGAACAAAACCACUAAAGGUUGGGGAGUGGAGUCUCCCAAAUUAAAAAUGGAGUUGCAACAUGAAUUGCCAUGGACCAUGCUUCAUUAUGUUCUGAGAACUGACCUGUGGAAACCACUGCCUUAAAGAGUGAAAGGAAAAACAACAUGAAACACCAAAUAGUGUGUGUGAAACUUCUGGCGGUGCUGUGCUUGAGUUAAAUAGAUUGUAGCUAGUUUUGAGUUUCUUUUAACUUUAUACUAAUUUUGAAAAUAACUCACCUUUUUAGGCAUUCUUAAGAAAACAGGUAAACUGGUAUUUAAGAGUUGUAUCAAAAGCUGUGUAUGAACCAGGUAAAAGGUACUACAUGUUCUGGAGAUGUUGUUUAGGCCAUCCCAGGAGUCCUGGAGGGAAGCUUGUCCCAGGCACACGGCCUGGAGCAGUGUUAUUUCUCUCAGACCUGUAAGAAAUGUAACACAAGUGCAAGUUCAGAGCAGCACUGAGCUUGCAAACCUUGGUCCUGUAUGGGAGCCAGACUCCGAGAGUGGCACAGAGGCUGAGCCAAAAAUCACUUUGGUACGUUUAGCCCUAAUUUCUGGUUAAAACCACGAGUUUUGGGCAGUCGGGGGGGGUGUGUGUACGAGACAAAACUGAAAGCACUGUUGGGUCAGAACUGAGUGUUUUCAUCCCAUGUGUUUCUAUGCCUGUGGCUCUCCUGCACAGAAAGGCUGAAUGACAAAACACCAACACCUGGGUACAGCUCACUGAGAUGUUUGACUUUGGGUAUCUGCUAAUUAUCAGUUAGGGACCACUGAUUAGUGUGUGGUGUUUCAUAAUAUCACUUCAGAUGGACAUUUUAAAAAGAUAGAGGCACAAUUUCAAGCUUUCAUGUUCUCAUUUGGCAAUAAUUGAUUUUAGUAUCUGUCUCAGUCGAAGUAGUUGACGUUGUGUGGUGUUGAUAACAUGGCCUAAAGAAGCCCUUACAUACAGAAGCUCUUUUGAUCUUCAGGCAAUUAACUAAUUUAUUAGAAGGUAGGAUAACCUAAGGAGAGAAAAGGUGUGGGGCCAUCAAAAUUCCAUCCUUGACAGGAAUCAUUCUUGGUCACUGAAAUUACUCACAGAGAAAAACAUAAUGGUUGUAAAAAGGGAGCUGUGCUUUUUGUGUGUGUUUGAUGCUUAAGACUUUGAUUCUUGCUUUAUUGGGGUUUCCUUGACGUCACCUAGUUUCCUGAAUGAUUGGUCUUUCUUUAAUCUUCAAAAAUAUGAUCUUUGUAAAGCAAGGAAACAUUGUCCAAACUAUGACUCUGAUAUUGGAACUUUGAAGUCUGUGAAAAAGUAGUAACUGUUCCAUUGACAUUGUGGUUUAGUGACCGUAAAUAUGCUUGCAGAUUCCACCAUGAAUUCUCCUUUUUAAACAGAAACAAGCUACCUACCAGUCUGUUUCAGAGUUCUCUGACUAUCUAAUAAAGGUUUCUACUAGUAGUUGUUAUUUUGAAAAUGUAUAGUUUGUUUAUUGCAUCUGAGUAGAAGCCUGUCAAUUCACAUUUGUGGGGUUUUUUUUCCAGAGUCAAAUUAAUCGUGUAAUGGAAAUGAUUAAUUUUUGAUUUCUGGCCAGCAAAAAUAAGGAUAAUCCAGUCUCACAGUAAACAAAACAAAACACAAAAACCCCAAGCACUUGGUGAAGUAAAGGGUAAUAGGGUGGUUUAUGUUUCCAAGAAUUGUUCUGAAUUGGCUCUUGGUAGAAAGAAAAACAGUAGAAGGAUGCUUCUGUUGGAAUUACACCACAAGGACUUUGGGAAUUUGGCUCCCCUUGCUGAUCUUUUGUUGCUGUUUUGUGUAUGGGGACUGAAUAGUCUGUUCUGAAGUCAAGAAUUUUGGGAAGGGGUUUCUUGUGCUGAAUCCCUCUGCAAUUCACACAUCUGCCAGGUUUACCCACUUUGGGUCUAUAGUAAAGACAACAUCCUGACAGCCAGCAGUGUUACUUUAGUAGACUUUGCACAACUUGAGUUUGGUUUUUUUUCUGUUCUAAACUUACCUAAUGUGUGUUUCUUCAAUGAUUUAAGUGUUUGUUUGGUUUUUUUUUAACAAUUUGUGUUCUUUUUUUUAAGCAUUGUGGAUAAUAGCCUGUGGAUUUUGAAUUUUUAAAUAAGCUAUUCUAGGUUCAUUGCAGCAUAACUGUGUCUGUUCUUUUGUUAGUGAAAAGAAACAUGCAACUGGGAGCCACAGCCUGACAGCCUCAGCUUUGCUAAGGACAGAGCCAGGUCAGGACAUGUCAUUUAUUACUGGAUUUUUGCAUUUUUUCAGCUGUUUUGAGUUAGGUUUUUAUGGUAGGAGGAUGGUGGAGAAAAGAAUUCACAAAUCAUCCUUUAAUGAAUUGCUGUUACCAGCUUUCAUUGUCCUUGCACCUCCUACUCUUCCUUGUUUACUGCCCUCACAUCUGCUGGGUUUUUGUGGGAGAGAUUGAAUAUUGUGGGAGGAGUUUCUUUAAAUGUGUAGCCAGAAUAACUGGAGUGAGUAAUGACAACACAGGAAGUAUUUUUGGCACUUGUCACACUGAGUAGUUCAGUACUUUCCCUUUGUUUAUGGCCACGUAGUCCUGGAGGGCAACACAAACACUGACAUUUCUAGAGCCUGAGAAAAAUGGUGCUCAGAAAGAGCUGCUGGGUUUGUUCCCCCAGGGAAAGCUGCCUCAGCUAAGCUGUGGAAAGACUCAGACAAGUUAAAUGACACACUGUAAAGAAUGUAUUAAUGCUCUU